AUGAUUCCAAGAUAUAUACGUAGUCCUUUAAGGAAUACUAUUAUUUUGUUCCGUAAUAAUUCGACAGCUUCGAAGCCAGAAUUAAUUGAGCCGACACAAGAAAUUAAAACGGUAGCUCAAAGCAAUCCACUUGAUCAUCCAGACUAUUUUCAAGUACAUAACCUCUUUAGUGUCAAAGAUUUAUUUGAUUCAAGAGUGCACUUUGGUCACAAGGAAGGUUCUCUGAAUGAAUUUAUGAUACCCUAUAUUUAUGGUUCAAGACAAGGUCACUUGAUUUUUGACUUGGAUAUUACAGCUGACCAUUUGAGAAAAGCAUUAAACUUUACUGCUCAUAUAGCAUAUAGAGGAGGUAUAAUUUGUUUCUUCAAUAGAAAUGCUUUAAAUGCUCAUUUAGUAGAAAAAACAGCACAAGAAAGUGGAGAAUAUGCCCACACAAGAUUCUGGAGAGGAGGUAUCUUCACCAAUGCUAACCAUCAAUUUGGGGCAGUCACACGGCUUCCUGAUCUUUGUAUAUUUUUGAAUACACAAAACAAUAUUCUAAGUCAACACACAGCUGUUAGAGAUAGUGCUAAAAUGUUAAUACCAACUAUUGGUAUAGUUGACUCUAAUUGUAAUCCUAAUUUAAUCACAUAUCCAGUCCCAGGAAAUGAUGACACUCCUGUAGCAAUUGAACUAUAUUGUAAAUUAUUUAAAGCUGCUAUUUUAAGGGGGAAAGAGGCAAGAAUGAAGUUUUUGCAGGAUAAUAAUAAU
Molecule: messenger RNA, 750 nt
Organism: Brenthis ino (lesser marbled fritillary)
Lineage: Eukaryota; Metazoa; Arthropoda; Insecta; Lepidoptera; Nymphalidae
Source: the annotation of a GenBank genome assembly